AUGGGGGAUACACGCCAGAAAACAUUUCAAAAGCUGCGGCCGCCCUGUGUAGAGCUUAGCUCCAUCACGUUGAAAUUUAAGGGGGACCUUGCGUCAUCUAGUGAAGUCCUCAAAGCCUUAGAUACCUUAUAUCAAACUCUGCAAGAUGUCAUAUCAUAUAACGGAUUGGACGAGAAGCUUGCUGAAUACUCCUUCUUUCCGCUCUCCCAAAUUUUCAAUGAGAGCCAACGUAUCUCAGCUCAAUGUGUCGAGUUAGCUCUCAAAUGCUUACAGAUCCUUAUUGAAAGGGGAUGGCGUUCGAGACUUUCCGCUGAGCUGGGCAAGCAGCUACUCAUUCUUAUGACCCUUCUUUCAGGUGGUGCUCCCGCACAGGCAUCGGGUCCAAGUAGGCCACAGUCAGAGGAGCUCGUUGUAGCUGCUUUCGAUUGUGUGUCUUCCAUAUGCCAUGUUCUACAUGGUCCAGCGGCAGCAGCAGCUAUUUUCAACGAAGUUGGGUCAUCUACUAUUAUAGACCAAACAGUCUAUGUACUGCUUGAAGCCAUUGUGGAUGGGGUCUCAAGCGAUAUCCAGAGAUCAGCUGCUGUCGCGUUGCAGUCGUUGCAAUGCCGUAUCACGAACCGAGUGGUGCUAGCCAGUCUUUUGCCUCGUACGGUUUCUUCGCUUACAAAAGUUCUUCGUGGUACCGCCCAGCAGCGCCGGUCAUAUAAGGUUCUGUGCGCCUGUUUUGAAGGGUUGACCAUCAAUAUCAGAUCUGUCCUGAAUGAUUCGGUUGUGACUUCUACUGCCGAUGAGACGCAAACCAAUACCGGGACUGGGCCUCUUGUCCUCGAUAAGCCAUGGCUAAAUGCAACUGCAUCACAGAUCAAACUGGCACUUUCAAACGUAAUCCGACUCAGAAAUCAUGAACGGGAGGAGGUCCGUCACUCUCUCUUGGGUUUAUGUCUAAUGGUAAUUGAAGACUGUUCAAAUUCUCUUGCCGAUUCGUUGGCAAUGAUGGUUGAAACCGUUGUGGUCCUAGCACAUAAUCCUGUCGAGAAAGACGACAACGAGGCAUAUGUUUUACUUAAGCACCUGUUAACGUCAUCAGAAACAGUCGCAGGCAUUCUCAAAUCCAGUCUGUACUCCUGGAUAGUUGCGCUUCCACGGGUUAUGCAAUCUGCCGAUGAAGCCGCCAAAAGUCGGGUCAUAAGGCAGAUAUCCACCGCUUUCGAGGCAUUAUCAGAUACUCAAAUCAAAUCUGAUAUUCUUGACGAUACCAUGACAACAAGUCUUCAUGAUAGUAUAUCUGCUAUAUUAAUGUCUUCACCGACGCCCCUACAGCCCUUAGGACCUCCAAUAGACGCCAGGCCAGAAGCCCUUAGUCUUACUGGCCAGAGUCACUCUAAUACUUUUCAGCCAGUGAUAUUUGAACGUCAAAGCCAGAAGGAGACGUUAAUGGAGCUUCAAACUAUGAUAUCAAGGCUUUCAAAUACUGAUUUAUCGCUCAACAUGGCCAAAUCUAUGCUAAAGAAGCUUUAUCAGUCAUCAGGAGAUUCUUUCGUGUCAUCUCUCUGGCUAACGCUAUCAUUUCUCAAAAGCGCAUCUCCUGAUACCCUAAUGAUAGAUGAGGUGUUGAAUGUUGAACCCGACCUCUCAUCGACGUCACGACCGCAACUGAUAGAAGAGGUUUAUUCAUUAGUCUUGCCAAUUUUAACUGACAUGCAAAAUGUUGACUCAGAUGAUUGGCGUACACCCGCUCUUGCACUGGAAGCAGUUGCUUUACAGGCAGGACAGCUUCAAGAAUCUUUUCGACCUGAAUUGAUUGAUACACUUUACCCAAUUCUGCAGUUGAUGGGAUCCGGCAACCCGGCUUUGCAGAAUCAUGCAAUGACUUGUCUUAAUAUAAUCACCGCAUCAUGCAACUAUCCCGACGCAAGCACAUUGGUGAUUGAGAAUGUUGACUAUUUAAUAAACUCUGUGGCUUUGAAGCUAAAUACAUUCGACAUCUCGCCCCAAGCUCCCAGGGUUCUCCUUAUGAUGAUAAAGCUCUCCGGUUCUCGUUUGAUCUCCCAUUUGGAUGAUAUCAUUGGCUCCAUAUUUGCUGUUUUAGACGCAUUCCACGGAUACCCCAAGCUAGUUGAACUUCUAUUUGGUGUGCUAGGGGCGGUUGUUGAUGAAGGCGCGAGACAACCUGCACUGCUCGCAAUAUCACCUGGGGAUGAGACUGCAGUACCCCAGCACCGAAGAUUGCCGGCACAACCUCGACCUGUUUCUAGUAUAGCAGCUUGGAUUAAGGGGAGACGUGAGAAACAUUCAAGAGAACUACAAAUAGAGGAAAACAAUCCCGAACCCCUGGAACCCCAUCCAAAGAAGCCAUGGUCCUCCAUUCCUGAGAAGUCUGCCGGCGAAGAAAAGGAGAUGGACAUUAACUCUCAAGCCGAUCAAUUCGAACAACCUCUAGAGCCAGAAGAAAAGCCUUUGAGCAAACCUCACACGCUAUUAUUGAACAUCAUAAAAUCCAUACCGCCCCAUCUUUCCUCUCCUUCCCCAUACUUACGACGGUCACUCCUAUCCAUACUAACACGGGGUCUUCCUAUCUUAUCUCAGAAUGAGAAAACCUUUUUGCCUCUUAUCAAUGACCUGUGGCCUUCUGUGAGUGCAAGAAUUAUACUACCAGUACAAACAGGGAGACAAUCCCAAGCUCUGUCAACAACAUUGAAAGAAAAUAAAGCCCAGCUCAACGAUUCUGGUAUUCAAGAAGAAACCUUUGUUACGGUAGCCUCCUGCACAGCUAUCGGGACGAUGUGUAAGGGAGCUGGUGACUUCAUGUCCUCCAGAAUCGAGCACGAAUUCCCUCGAUGGAACCGGCUCUAUAAAUCGUUCUGGCACCAAGUUAAGGAUGAUGCUGAAAAAUCUGCAGAACGACACCGUCAGCAAAUGGCGAAAAAGCAAAUACAAGAAGCGAAGUCGUCUGGCAGCACUGCAUCUGCAGGGCUUGUUCGGGUACUAGAUGACUCCAACCAACCGCUGCCUCGGGCAUCUUUCAGCAUCACCAAGUCGUUUACACGUCAUCAUUCCCUUUGGAAAGCACUUACGACGCUAUAUAUCACCAUCUUAUCGCACGUCAGCCUACCGGCUGAUAUAAGAGAUGAGAUCUGUUAUACAUUGGCGGAUUGGAUAACCUUUUUCCACCCAGAAUUAUAUUCUUCUGAAACAUGGAAAGACAACGGGAAUAGCGACGAUGCUAUGAACGACGAAGAUGCCGAUAGCGAAACUAGAUGGAGCCAAGGGACCUUGAAGGAGGCUAAACGAGCUCUUCGUUCUAUGAACUCCUGGAAUCCAGACUUGACCUGGCUAGCAUGUGUCCAAACUGGAGUAAGGCAUCAUAAUGCUGGCUUUGAUGCUCAACAGGAGCUGCAGCCUAUUGCUGAGAAGAUGAACCAUGAACUGGAACAGCUGAUAGGAGAUCAUGCGAGGGAAGCUCGUUUGAGGUUUGCUACACCUGUGUUUUGA
Molecule: messenger RNA, 3492 nt
Organism: Trichophyton rubrum CBS 118892
Lineage: Eukaryota; Fungi; Ascomycota; Eurotiomycetes; Onygenales; Arthrodermataceae
Exons: 2
Coding region: 1-3492 (1163 amino acids)
Biological process (GO): chromatin remodeling
Cellular component (GO): cytoplasm
Source: RefSeq, a predicted model, not a curated record